Messenger RNA from Megalopta genalis, 5609 nucleotides. It is a transcript of the gene Chro, whose product is annotated as chromodomain-containing protein chromator. The record is from RefSeq and is a predicted model, not a curated record. Gene Ontology annotation, biological process: heterochromatin formation. NCBI's taxonomy places the organism in Eukaryota, Metazoa, Arthropoda, Insecta, Hymenoptera, Halictidae.
GUGUUCGAAAAAUAUUCAUGGGUGGACAGGAAGUGAAUAGUCGGGGAGAGUUUUCGUGACGAGAGCCAUCUUGACGAGCAUCGGCUUGCUCAUGAUAGACGGAGGACGAGUCUGCGGCGGCGACCACGGCGACGGCGGCAAUGGCAUCGUUUCUAAAUGUUUCUUUCGAUUCUAAACGGCCGUGUUGUCUACAGUUAGAAUAGUCACGUUGUAUCGGUAACGGUCUUUCACGGGUGAGCCGGCUACUAUUUCAAGAUCGAAUUAUCUAACGAACAUUGUGGAUAGAGAUUCAAAUAUCGUACUGAACAAAAUGGAGGGAGGCGAUGGCCCUUCAGCCAUCAGUAGUAAUCCUACUGCUAUUAAAGCUGCGCAAGAAGAAAUGGGAAGACUAGAUGUUCUUGUAUGUGGCCAGUGUCAUUCAGUUUUUCACUUUAUUGAAGAGUUUCAAAAGCAUCGUACAAAAGAUGGCGCUUGUACUCAAGUAUCUCACUUCCGUGAAAAUAGUAAUAAUGAACAGAAAGCACAAGUUUGGGCUUUUCUACUAUGGAAAGAUUCACAAAUUCAGCAGGAAGGUUCAGAUAGAGAUUCUACAAACUCAUGGAAACUCUAUCAAAAAUGGUGCAAAAUGGAUACGCACAUUCGGGAUUCUUGGAUUGCAGCUGGAAAGACCAUUCAAACUUUCACAAAAAUUAGUAAUGCAAAAAUGCAAGAUGUACCAAGACAAAAUCAAACAGCCAAUGCAGAAGGGAAACCUGUGGUCGUUCGCAAAGUUAUUAGAAAUGGGCAACCGGAAGACGCGGAUAAGAAGGAUGUUAAAGGUCCAGAAGCAAAGAAUCAAAAAGAAUUCUUGGAUGCUGAAGGAGAAAAGAAGGAAAAACCGAAGUUGAAACCAUCUAUAAAACCUAAAGGCAAGUCUACUAAGGCUGGUGAAGAAGAUGUCACAACCGAUGAAGAAUAUACGGUAGAAAAGAUCCUAGCUAAACGAUUCAACCCGAAAAAGAGGUGCUCGGAAUAUUUACUAAAAUGGGAAGGAUAUGGACAUGAUCACAAUACAUGGGAGCCAGCGGAGCAUGUAGCAACAUGUAAACAUUUAUUAGAAGAAUUUGAAAGAAAUCUUGCAAAACAGAAAGAGUUAAAGGCAGCACAACAGCAAGCUAAUGCAAAAGCAGCUGCGCGAGCUGCUCAUCCUAUUCAGAAAACAGUAAUAAAAACGGAUGCUAAACCUGGACCAAGUACUGCAGCUCAAGUAGGGAGACCAAUGCGUUCAAGUAAAUCAAAAGCAAUGGAUCAAGUGAAACAAUGGUGUGGUUCUAUGAAAGACGAAGACAAUGAUUUGUUGGGUAAGAGAAGAAUGGACUAUUCCGAUAGCGAUUCGGAAGACGGAGGUAGCAGUGCUGCGAAACGAGCGAAAGGUGAUACGGGUAGUGAUGACGAUUGGACUGGGGAAUCUGACGAUGACAGAUUAUUGGGCCGUAGUGACGUUAUACAACGCGCGUUUAACCGUGCCAAUGCUCAAUCGAAUGGAUCAAACCGGCCGAGCAGUUCAUCGACAGAUCUUGCGACUUCGUUGGGAUUGCAGUCCCCGGAAGGAGCAAAAUCAACCCAACCGCCCGUUCUGGUUGCUAAUGCUAAGGGAGUCGUUAAAGUAGACCCUAAGCAAAUGCCGAACUUAACGUCUGGCGUGUACGUGAUGUCACGGAAGGAUGGCAUCAUCAAGUUGGACUCGUCUCCUAGCGGAAAGUUGGCUGUGAAAGGUUCGCCAACUACGCAAGGUGUCUUGAUGGUUCAAAAUCGAGAUAAUACUAAUGUGGUAAGAAAGCAAGUAAUAUCGGCCUCCCCAUCGAAUUCUGUCACGCCGGUCAAAGUGGUGUCCAAAAUCGAUGGAAAUCAAGUAGUAACUCAGAUGAAAGUAGUUACCAAGGCGGUUGCAGCAAAACCAGGAGGCACACAGAAAACCGAACCCAUAAAGAUCCAGCCGAAACCGGAUCCGACACAGUUACCGACGCAGAUACAUGUCGUGACAGCAGUGCCGACUCCUAUCGCUUUGCAGCCAAGAAUAAGUACAGGAGUGCGACCCGGGCCUGUUACCGGCCAACGCACUGCAGACGGUCGACCACUGUUACCAAGACCUCCGCUUCGCGCGACGACGCCGACUAGUGUACUCGGAAUCGGAUCCACGAUUCGCACGCCUGUCAGGGCACCAGCCCCGAGACAGAUUCAAUCGCAGCAAACGCGCCAGGUGCUACAGAAACGAACGACAACCGUGACCACGCAAAGUAAUUCGGUGAGCCCUGGAAACGUAACGCAGAUUAGACCGAAGUUCACGGUGCUUAGUCAACAGUCGAAGCAAGUGGUAAAGUCUGGAACUAGUCCAGUGCAACAAGUGAAACAAUCACCGAAAACACCGAUCGGUAAGCCACAGUCAUUAUUAUCUCCACAACAAAAGUUAUUAAUGGCUAAAAGAAAAGCUCAAGAAGCAGCGGGUAUUAAAUCAGGUGGCCGAGGUCUCCUGGCAGGGGCUCGUGUUAGCGUUGGACGAGGUAGAGGAAAGUUGCCGGAGUCGCCAUCAGCCACAACGCCAGGAAACAAACCGAAAGAGAGUAAAUUGGCCGAGGGCGAUGGUCUUCACAUGGAAUUCCACGAGGUCGGCUCCGAAGAAAGUAGCAGCGAGGGUGAACCAGAGCUACCGCCGCCGGAGACAGAUACCAUAACCACCACAGAACCGGAUAGUCCACCUCGACCAUUUACUCUUUGUCCAUUAACGGGACGUAUCAUUGGGCCAGAUGGCGAGCCCGUUGAACAGCAAGCCGAGCCGGAACCGGAGCCUGUGCCUACGACACCGUUGUCCACUGUCAAAACACCCACCACCACUACAUCGGAUAGCAUCGGUGUCCCUGCUACAACCACCACUACAGAGUUGGUCCUACCUUCCCUCGAGUCCCUUACAGAUGGCAGUGGCAUAAUGAGAGUCGAAAUGAGUCCCGGUGGAACAACAGGCACUAUCGUUCAGACAAGCGAACCUGCACAAAUCAACUUGUCGAACGUGUCCGUACCUGCUCCGGAUCUUCCCUGCUUGGACGACACUGCUCCAGCUGUGGCAGUACCGACAACAACUACGUCUACACCAUUAACCGAAACAACACCAACUCCUGAGGCUUCUAUCGCAGCUGCACUCUCAACAGCCACGGUCACUUCUACCAGCACGAUUGCCAUCACGUCCGCUGACGUGACCAAACCCGAAGAGAAGCUACCAGAGGAGAGGAAGGUAACUCCAGAGGACACGUCGAAUUUAGUAACGAUAACAGGCGAGGAUGGUGUCGUUUAUCAAGUGACCGGACAAGCUGACGACGGUCAAACAUUAUUGGUCACGCGUGAAGCCGACGGCGAACAACAAUGCGUCUACGUUACCACGGAACAGCAAGGAGACGGUGGCUCGGUGCUGACAUUGGAUCAUGCAGUCGCCGAAGCUGUCGCGCAGCUAAUACCCGAUCAGGUGAACUUGGCAUCUCAAUUCUAUGUGAAGGAAGGUGCGUCGGAACCCGCUGAAAAUCCAAUGGUGAUGUCUAUCAUGGAUAAUUCGAAUACGACUGACGUGGCCGAGGGCCAGGAAGAUGGCGAUGGUCAUGGACAAGUUGUAGCUCAAGUUGUACAAGCAGAAGAACCAACACCAGGAGGUACCAGAAGAGUAGUUUUACUCUUACCGGAUGGCAACCUGAUGAUGACAGAAGUGACGGAGGAACAGUAUGCAGCACUAGGACUGGGCAAGUGAAGAGAACUCACGAAAGUAACUGACACAAAUGGAUUGUAAUAAGCGAUCGUGCAUCGAACUAUAACAAUCUACAUGGAAGUUGUACGCUUAAGGGUGAUCGUGGGUUGUAUAUAUGUAAGAACGUUCACUUCGUACAAUUGCAAUGGAUAAAAUCAUAUAUUGACAUUUUCCAGCUGAAAAAGAAUAAACGAAUGCAAAAUGUGAAUUAUAAAACAUAGCUGGUGCAUUGUGUAAAAAAGAUACCAGGAGAAAUCUAGAAUUAGAUUACGAUGAAUGGAACGAUUCUUUUAGAAAUUCAUGUCUCAGUGUAAAAUGAACCCGCUGGAAUUUUACUUUUUAUCGUUUAAUUUAUAAAAAAAAGAAAAAAAACAUAUACGAGGGGGAUCGCAGGUUUUCGCCUAAGAUUGAAGCGGAUGGAAUAAUAUCACAUUACAAACCGACACCAUUACAUACACAAGUUUGAAGUAAGCAUUGUAUUUGUAGGAUAGUGAAGUAUAAUCUGGGGUUUUAUAUUUUCUAAACAAUAAUAGGCUUUUAAUAAAGACCUUUAUUCCCUGCAUACAACGUCCAAGCUUAUCGUCAUCGCAACAUAGAGGACUCGCCAGACAAGCUAUGGUAGUUACCGACAUCAAUUGGCGUUUGAAAAAAAAAGCUAUCAGAUGUAAAUAUAAUAUGUAAUUGAUUAAUUAAAAAAAAAAAAAUGAGAAGAAAAGUUUCACGGGAAGCUUGAACCUAGUUUGACUCUGUGUUGAAUAUUCUCAAUGGACGAUCGAUUCUAAAUUAAAUUUUUGUAACAGGUCAAAAGAUGAUGUCUACGGAUGAAUUUUAGAAAUUCACACUGUAAAUCAUCUUCCUCGCGAGCGCAAAAAAUCUUGUUUUGCGUUUUCAUGGACUAUGUAUGCUUACGUAUAGAUUAAAUAAGUGCACUCUUAUCAAAGAUCACAUCAUUUCUAAAUCUAUGCAGGCUUUAAGAAACGAAAAGAAAGAAGAGAGACGAAAAUACAGUGUUGUUUAAUGGAACAUGACACGCGUCUCGUUAUUGAGCCCAUUCCUUUUCAGCUUAAAGAUACACCGAUUUAAAAUGAAAGCAAAUAUAAUAAGUAAGACUAAUGCUUCUGCGCCGUAUGCUCUUAUCAAUCAUGCGAACAUAGUAUUAAUUUCUUUUUAUUAUUAUUAUUAUUUUUUUCCAUACGUUAGUCGAACCUGUAAACGAUGGGAAAUCGUUAUGAAAACACGUAGUUGAAAGAGAACAAGAUUGAAGCGUCCAAUUUCGAUCCGAUGUCCUGAGAGAACAAAUGAUCUUUCGUUAGACUGUACAAAGCGUAAUCUGUAAUCUUGUAUACGUGAAAAAAAUCAUACAUAUGAUGUCUAUAUGCGUGUUACAAAAGAAUUAUACAUAGAGAGAUUGAAUGAUAAAAAAAAGAAAACACGAAAACAUAAUAAUGCAACAACACAACAGUUACGAAUUAAGAGUUCUUUGUAUUUACGAAUUGCGGAUUAUGGUAAAUGUAAUAAGUGUACCUUAUGUGAUCGCGACGUUGAACAAGAGAGCAGCAUGUUUUGUCAGCGUACAUAGGGUUAAACUAGAUUCAAGCGAUUAAGUAUAGAGAGCCCGUAAGAGCUCGCAAUAAAUGGAAAAAGGAGAAAAAAUUGCACGUGACAAAAAUCCAUUAUACAUACAUGUCUCUCAGUGUAAGAGGAAACUAUUUUGCACGGUGUACGGCCAGGAAUAUAAAAUCCUAGUAUUUUACUAACGUAACCCUUUUGUACAUAGAACUUCAUUCUCUAAACCUUUAUAUAAAAAAAAUUGUUUCCAAAUAAAUCAUAAUCUUAAAACUAA